AUGUUUAGCAGAAUCGGUUCUAGAAGGCUCUUGUCUACAAAUAGUAGGCUUUUGAAUACUAUCAAAACGGUAGAAGUGAAAGGAGGUUCAGUUGUUCCUCCUCCUCCUCCUCCUAAGAAGCGUAGAUCCAUCUGGAAGACUACAAAGAGAUUUACGCUUUUUUCAAUCCUUGCUGCUGUUGGAACGCUUUCGUAUAAGAUCUAUAGUGAGUCACAUCCAGGUGAACAACAAAAGCAAGUCCCAUACUUUGAAAACGGCCAAAAGAAGAAGACGCUUGUUAUCUUAGGGUCCGGUUGGGGUUCGAUUUCGUUAUUAAAGAAUUUGGAUACUACUUUGUACAAUGUUGUUGUUGUUUCUCCUAGAAACUAUUUUCUUUUCACACCUUUAUUACCUUCGUGUCCAACGGGUACCGUCGAAUUGAGAUCUAUUAUUGAGCCAGUGAGAUCUAUUACGAGACGAUCGCCAGGUGAGGUUCUUUACUUGGAAGCUGAGGCUACUGAUAUUGAUCCUGUUAACAACAAGAUCACCAUUAGGCAAUCUACUACUGUUCACUCUGGUCAUUCUGGUAAGGAUACUAGUUCUUCGAAGUCGACGGUGUCUGAAUAUACUGGAAUUGAGGAAAUUACUACGUCUCUUAAUUAUGAUUAUUUAGUUGUUGGUGUUGGUGCUCAGCCUUCUACCUUCGGUAUUCCUGGUGUUGCAGAACAUUCUACUUUCUUAAAAGAAGUCAGUGAUUCUAUGAGUAUUAGAAAGAGAUUGAUGGAUGUUAUUGAAGCGGCAAAUAUCUUACCAAAAGGUGAUGAAGAUAGAAAAAGAUUAUUGUCUAUCGUUGUCUGCGGUGGUGGUCCAACAGGUGUUGAGGUUGCCGGUGAAUUACAGGAUUAUAUUGACCAAGAUUUGAAAAAAUGGAUGCCAGAAGUUGCUUCUGAAUUGAAAGUUAUUUUGGUCGAAGCAUUACCAAAUGUCUUGAACAUGUUUAACAAAAAGUUAGUGGAAUACACCAAACAAGUCUUCCAAGAUACAAACAUUGACUUAAAAACUAACACUAUGGUCAAGAAUGUUAGCGACAAGCAUGUUACAUGUCUGGUUAAGGAUCCAAAGGAUGGAUCCACUGAAAUUCACGAGAUUCCUUAUGGUAUGUUGAUUUGGGCCACUGGUAAUGCUCCAAGAGCAAUUACCCAUAAAUUGACAUCUAAGAUUGAUGAACAAAGAAACGCCAGAAGAGGUUUAUUGGUAGAUGAAAGAUUAUUGGUUGAUGGAACUGAUAAUAUUUACGCCUUAGGUGAUUGUACUUUUACCAAGUAUGCCCCAACUGCCCAAGUUGCAUUCCAAGAGGGCACUUUCUUAGCUAAACAUUUUGAAAAGAUCCAUGAACUUGAAACAACUAAAUUUACCAUGCAAAACCCUACCGCAACUGACAAUAUUGACAGAUUGAAGAAGAAAUUUUCCAUCUUGCAAGAAAAAUUACCUGUCUUUGAAUAUGUUAACCAAGGUGCUUUAGCCUAUAUUGGUUCUGAAAAAGCUGUUGCUGAUUUGGUCUGGGGCGACUGGUCUAAUGUCACUACUGGUGGUACUUUGACUUUCUUGUUCUGGAGAUCUGCAUAUGUCUACAUGUGUCUUUCUGUUAAGAAUCAAGUUUUAGUCUGUUUAGAUUGGGUCAAAGUUUCGAUAUUUGGGAGAGAUUGCUCUAAAGAAUAA
Debaryomyces tyrocola is the source of this 1698-nucleotide messenger RNA. The record is from the annotation of a GenBank genome assembly. Lineage: Eukaryota; Fungi; Ascomycota; Pichiomycetes; Serinales; Debaryomycetaceae.